GUAUUUAUAGUAGAGUAGUGACUCAACUUAAAAAUAAGAACUCUUUUAUUUUAAAACAUCACUAUAUUUCUUAUAAAUUAGCAUUAGCUGCAAAGAAUGCUGCAAAGCAAGUUAAAGACUUUAAAUUAUAUGAGAAAAUUGUGUAUAGUAUUUAUAGCUAUUUUUUACAAAAUGUAGAGCAUAUAAUACACCUUAAAAUAAUAAUAAAAAAUAUUGGUGAUCUUCAACUUACA
Cetraspora pellucida is the source of this 233-nucleotide messenger RNA. The record is from the annotation of a GenBank genome assembly. Lineage: Eukaryota; Fungi; Glomeromycota; Glomeromycetes; Diversisporales; Gigasporaceae.